AUGACGAGAUCCAUUGUAUUGCUAUAUUGUAUUUUAAUAAAAUGGUCAAUUUUAAAAUUUGUCCAAGGAAACAAUAAUAUGAUGUUUCAACCUACAAACUACCCAGUGAUGACGGUACAGAAUGAGGUAAAAGUUCAGGCUGAAAAAAUCAACAACACGGAAUCCAAUAUUGUGUCUUGGGCUGAAAUAUUCAAUUUGACUGAUAUUAACAACAAUACCAACUCCACAGAGAUCCUUCGUUAUGGUCAUCAACAAACUCAUAAGUGUGGAAGUUUCGAAAAAAGUUUCCAAUGUAUACAGGGUUGUCUGUCGCGUGGUUUUCAGAUUGCUAAAGCUGAUAGAGAUUGCAGGUGUUUUUGUCUGAAAGACAAAACAAAAGCUAAAUAUUUUGAUAGAAUUAAUUCGACAGUAACAGUCCCUACAAUCACGGUACCUUACAAAUAUAGAAAAAUCACUACUACUUCUACUACUACUACCACGGAAACAACUCCUAAGGCAAUGGACACUGAUGAAACUACAAAGUCAACAACUGAAAAAAUUUUGAAUUUCCCUACGUCUGUACUACCCGAAGAAGACUUUUCAACCUCAAAUAAUGCCUCUGCAACCGAAGGAGGCAAUUCAACCGAAAACGUAACCGAUGCAGGCAAUUCUACUUUGGAGACAAACGAAGGAGGCGGCAAUUUAACUUUGGACACAUCCGAAGGAGGCAAUUCCACUUUGGAGCCAUCAGAUAGAGGCAAUUCCACUUUGGAUACAUCCGAAGGAGGCAAUUCUACUUUGGAGGCACCCGAAGCAGGCAAUGCUACUUUGGGUGCAUCUGAAGCAGACAAUGCUACUUUGGAUGCAUCCGAAGCAAACUCUACUACUUUGGAUGCAUCCGAAGCAAACACUACUACUUUGGAGGCAUCCGAAGCUCAGGAAAGUUAG
Molecule: messenger RNA, 927 nt
Organism: Spodoptera littoralis (African cotton leafworm)
Lineage: Eukaryota; Metazoa; Arthropoda; Insecta; Lepidoptera; Noctuidae
Source: the annotation of a GenBank genome assembly